AUGGGUAAACAUGGUGCCCGCAGCAUGACCACGGAGCUGAAGGUGCUGCUGCCUGAUUCCUCCGAGAAGCUGCGUAUCUCCGACGAGCUCGCGGAGUGCUUUGAUUCCAGAGACGGCGGCGGCCGGAUGACGGCCUUCCUCGUCAGCCCGUUUGGCACGGCGGUCUGGCGCGUCGAGGUCGGCCGGGACAGCGACGGCGCGUUCCUGGGUCGACGGUGGCCGGAGUUCGUGCAGGCCCACGGCAUCUGCGUCGGCUGGUUCUUGGUGCUCCGCCACGAAGGCCGCGGCGUGCUCACAAUCAAGGCCUUCGACGCCACCUACUUCAUCAAAGAGUUCGGCCAAACCCUAACCGUUCCGGGCCUCGGGGAAUCCCAGAUCGAAACCGGCCGUGCUCGUAAGCCGCAGUUCAUCAGCCCGUUUUGCCAUGAUUGGAUGGAAAAGAUGCCUAUCCCUGCUGAAUUUCUGAAACGGGGAUAUAUUUCUGAUGAGGAGCUCAACAGGCGGAUGACCACUUUCGUGACCCCCUUCCGCGACUUUUGGCAUAUCGACCUUGAGAAGGAUGGGUCAAAUGUGUUCUUCGCAGGUGCCUGGUCAAAGUUUAUGGAGUUCCAAGGCAUCACAGAAGGUGAAGUUCUGUUGAUCAGGUAUCAAGGGAAUAUGAUCUUUACAAUCGAAGUGCUCGGGUUUACCGGAUGCCGGAGAAAUUUGAAGAAACAGGACAUCAGAUUUCAGCAAACUGGGAACAGUGAGGAGACAAAUUCGUCCCAGCAAACUGAGCAGAGUGAAGAGACAAAUUCGUCCCAGAAAACUGGGCAGACUGAAGAAGCAAAUUCGUCCCAGAAAACUGGGCGGACUGAAGAAAUGAUUACUCUUUCGUCCCAGAACACUGAACAGAAUGAAGAGGCAAAUCCGUCCCAGAAAAAUGCGCACUAAGCGCAGAGCCAAAAGGAAGCACAAAUUUCCAGAAGGAAAAGGAAACGAAGUGAAGAAACAAGAAUUCCAAGAAGCUGCAGAAAUCCUCUUAACAAAAGAACAGAUUGUGAAUAUGAUACUACGUCACAGCCUUGGAUAAGGAAGCAGCUCAACGCUAAGCUUCGAAACAGUAUUGUAAGCACAAUCAUAUAUGUAUUAUUUCCAAGGACAUUCAUAUACUCUAGGAGAUCAAACCCUGAUCGACGAUC
This is a messenger RNA of Lolium rigidum, 1181 nucleotides long. Its product is annotated as putative B3 domain-containing protein Os04g0347400. Lineage: Eukaryota; Viridiplantae; Streptophyta; Magnoliopsida; Poales; Poaceae. The record is from RefSeq and is a predicted model, not a curated record. Gene Ontology annotation, molecular function: DNA binding. Bases 1 to 933 code for a protein of 310 amino acids. The transcript is spliced from 5 exons.